Molecule: messenger RNA, 7504 nt
Organism: Erpetoichthys calabaricus (reedfish)
Lineage: Eukaryota; Metazoa; Chordata; Cladistia; Polypteriformes; Polypteridae
Product: insulin receptor-like
Exons: 21
Coding region: 809-4891 (1360 amino acids)
Biological process (GO): positive regulation of phosphatidylinositol 3-kinase/protein kinase B signal transduction; protein autophosphorylation; glucose homeostasis
Cellular component (GO): insulin receptor complex; axon; membrane
Molecular function (GO): phosphatidylinositol 3-kinase binding; insulin receptor activity; ATP binding
Source: RefSeq, a predicted model, not a curated record
GCUCUUGCGCGCCCCCGUCCCGGGCCCCAGCUGACUGGCAGCUCUUGUUUACGGGCUCAGAGAGCGAGACGAGGGGGAGACGGAGGCGCACCUGGGCUUUAAGCACAACACUGCGGUUUUUUUCGCGUUUGUGGCGUAUUGUUUUGUUCCCGGCCUUGUUCUGCUGAUUCCCGAAGUCCCGAACCGGCCUCCUUGCUAACACAACGGCGAGCUGUGAUUUUUAUUAAGUGGCCGGGACUCGCUCGGCCUCCAGCGUGGCCGCGCGUUGCCUCCCUCUUGGAUUCCGCCCGGGAGGUCAGCUUUGGGAAAGCCCGUGGGACUCGCUUUCCUGAGGGGGUGUGUUUAUUAUUAUUAUUAUUUUUUUUUGUUAGUUCUGUGGAUGCAUUCACGCGGUUAUUUUCCUGCGAAAAAGGAAGUACAACAUUCCGCAAAUAAAUAGGAGCGGCGGCCGCGCAAGGAGCGGAUAUUUUGGGAAUCUGAUGCAAGCCGCGUACCCGGGUGCCCGCGUCCCGUCUCGUCCGCUGUAGCGCGCUCUCUCUUUCUGGCUGUCUGCUUCGCCCCCCAAGGGGGGGGAGGCACGCGAUGCUCGUAGUUUGAAGCCCCACUUGACGAAACAUUGAGCUGGACCUGCCACCAAAACAACAAAAAAAAAAAGAAGAAAGGCAAUUUAAACAUGAAACAGCUGUCCAGUUUCAGUGUCCUCAAGUACCAGGAUCACAUAAUCUAGUGCGCGUCCGAAAGAAGAUCGAUUGUCGGCAACUGCAAGAGUAAGGGAGGAAAAAGCAAGAGUGCCACACCGCGGCGCAGGAUGCGGCCCUGGAUUGCGGCGGGUCUUCUGACCGCGUUGCUCUUCGUACUCAAAGACUGCGGCCAGGCGGAGGGCGAAGUUUGCCGGAGCAUGGAUAUCCGAAAUGACAUUAUGCAUUUGCGCAAGAUAGAAAACUGCACAAUUAUUGAGGGCCACCUGCAAAUCCUGCUCAUGUUUAAGACGAAGCCCGAAGACUUCCGUGGCCUGCACUUCCCCAAGCUGAUUAUGAUAACUGACUACCUUCUGUUGUUCCGCAUCUAUGGCCUCGAGAGCCUCCGUGACCUCUUUCCCAAUCUGACCGUCAUCCGGGGCACCCACCUCUUCUUCAACUAUGCUUUGGUGAUCUUUGAGAUGCUUCAGCUCAAGGACAUUGGUUUGUACAGCCUGGUAAACAUCACACGGGGGGCAGUGCGGAUUGAGAAAAACCCAGACCUGUGUUACCUGUCCACAAUUGACUGGUACAGAAUCCUUGACUCUGUGGAAGACAAUUAUAUUGUCUCCAAUAAGGAUGAUAGGGAAUGUGGGAAUGUGUGCCCUGGUACCAUCAAGGGGACAACCAGCUGUCCACAGACUGCCUUCAAUGACCACUUCAGUGAGCGCUGCUGGACACAGGACCACUGUCAGAGAGUGUGCCCCACAUCUUGCAAGCACCGUGCGUGUACUCUGGAUGGCCAGUGCUGUCACAAUGAGUGCUUGGGCAGCUGUACAGAACCCGGAGACCCAAGAAAGUGUGUGGUGUGCCGCAACUAUUUUCAUGAGGGCACUUGUGUGGAGAUAUGCCCACCUGGCUUCUACCGAUUUGAGGGCUGGCGUUGUGUGUCCUUUGAAUUCUGCCAGGAGCUUCACAACAAGUGCAAAAAUCCUCUCAGGGAUGUAAAUUGUGACCAGUAUGUCAUCCACAAUGGAGAAUGUGUCCCAGAAUGUCCAUCUGGAUACACCAUGAACUCUAGCACGUUGAAUUGCACUCCCUGUGCAGGACUCUGUCCCAAAAUAUGUGAGGUUGGUGUAAAAACAAUAGACUCAUUAACUGCUGCCCAGGAACUUCGAGGGUGUACCGUUAUUAAUGGGAGCUUGGUCAUCAACAUCAGAGCAGGAAACAAUAUUGCAUCAGAGUUGGAAAACAAUCUGGGACUGAUUGAGGAGAUCACAGGAUACCUGAAGAUUUUACGCUCUUAUGCACUAGUCUCCUUGUCUUUUUUCCGUAAACUUAAGCUAAUUCGUGGGGAGGUACAGGAGAUGGGUGAGGUUGGGAAUUACUCCUUCUAUGCCUUGGAUAACCAAAAUCUGCGUCAGCUUUGGGACUGGUCCAAACACAAUUUGACCAUUGCCCAGGGCAAGCUCUUCUUCCACCUGAACUCCAAACUGUGCCUGAGUGAGAUCUACCGCAUGGAGGAAGUGACUGGGACCAAGGGCCGGCAUGAGGAAAACAACAUUGCCACCAAGACAAAUGGAGAUCAAGCCUCUUGUGAAACGCAGCUUCUAAAGUUUGUCAGCAUCAAGACCUCUCCAGACAAAAUCAUUAUUCGUUGGGAGGCUUUCUGGACAAAAGAUUGGCGAGACCUGUUGGGAUUCAUGCUGUUCUACAAAGAAGCACCACAACAGAAUGUGAAUGAGUUUGAUGGACAUGAUGCCUGCGGGUCUAACAGCUGGUCAAUUGUGGACGUAGACCCUCCACCUCGUUCAGCAGAUCCAAAGUCACAGAGCUUACCAGGUCUCUUCAUACGAGGGCUCAAACCCUGGACACAGUAUGCAAUUUAUGUCAAGACUUUACUCUCUGCAUCUGAAGAACAGCAGGCACGAGGGGCAAAGAGUGAGAUUAUCUACGUGCGUACUAAUGCAAGCACUCCUUCUGUUCCUUUGGACCCAGUUUCAUCGUCAAAUUCCUCGUCUCAGAUCAUCUUAAAGUGGAAGCCUCCCUCUGAGCCCAAUGGCAACAUUACCCACUAUCUGGUCUACUGGCAGCAGCAGCCAGAGGACAGUGAACUCAACAGGUUUGACUACUGCCAAAAGGGAUUGAAGCUGCCAUCACGAGCUCCAACCCAGAUGGAGGUGGAUGAUGCUCAUAAGCAAAAUCAGACUGACGAUUCUGAUCAGACUGGAGAAUGCUGCACCUGUCCAAAAAACGAUCGGCAAUUGAAGCGUGAAGCAGAGGAGUCCGCAUACAGAAAAAUGUUUGAAAACUACCUGCAUAAUGUGGUGUUUGUGCCCAGGCCCUCACGCCGGCGCAGGGAGCUGGCUGCUGUAGCAAAUAGCACCUUUGUAGGAGAUCCAACAACACCAGCCUCAGUGUCCAGCACCUCUUCCACAAGCAGCCCAAAGGAGGUGUACCAAGUGUAUUCCGAAAAGGUCUGGUUCCGGGAGUCUAUGGUCAUCUCUGGCCUGCGCCACUUCACUGGCUACCAGAUCGAGAUCCACGCCUGCAAUGAGAACCUAAUACAAUCUCAGAGUUGUAGUGUGGCGGCCUAUGUCAGUGCCAGAACAAUGCCAGAAGCCAAAGCUGAUGACAUCGUUGGUCCUGUGACACACGAGGUUUUGGAAAAUAACCAGAUUCAUAUCAGCUGGAAAGAGCCCGAAGCACCAAAUGGUCUCAUCAUCCUUUAUGACAUCAAGUACAAAAGAGUUGGGGAUACUGAGGAAUUUAACAGUUGUAUCUCAAGACGUGUCUACUCUGUCGAAAGGAGGUACAAAAUGACUGUACUGCACUCUGGAAACUACUCUGUACGCAUCCGUGCCACAUCCUUGGCUGGAAAUGGAUCUUGGACUGAACCUUCCUACUUCUAUGUCCCAGAGAGAGAUAACCCAUCAAAUCUAUUGAAGAUUGUCAUCAGUCUGGUGGUGUGCAUCGUCUUGCUUGUUCUGGUGUUUGCAGGGGUCUUCGUUGUCAUAAAGAAAAGGCAAACCGAAGGACCCACAGGACCACUGUAUGCUUCAUCGAACCCAGAGUAUGUGAGCACUGGUGAUGUGUAUGUGGCUGAUGGGUGGGAGGUGGAACGUGAGAAGAUCUCUGUGCUGCGAGAACUUGGUCAAGGCUCCUUUGGCAUGGUUUAUGAAGGAAUUGCAAAGGAAAUUAUCCGAGGAGAGUCAGAGACCCGAGUGGCAGUCAAGACAGUAAAUGAAUCUGCGAGUCUGAGGGAACGCAUAGAGUUCCUUAAUGAGGCUUCUGUAAUGAAGGCCUUCAGCUGCCACCACGUGGUGCGGUUAUUGGGAGUUGUGUCCAAAGGCCAACCCACUCUGGUUGUGAUGGAGCUAAUGAGCCAUGGUGAUUUAAAGACUUAUUUGCGUUCCUUGCGACCUGAAGCCGAGAACAACCCAGGCCGGCCUCCACCCACUUUAAAAGAGAUGAUCCAAAUGGCAGCAGAGAUUGCAGAUGGCAUGGCAUACCUCAAUUUCAAAAAGUUUGUUCAUCGAGAUUUGGCUGCCAGGAACUGCAUGGUGGCAGAGGAUUUCACAGUAAAAAUUGGAGAUUUUGGAAUGACCAGAGACAUCUAUGAAACGGACUACUACCGCAAAGGAGGAAAAGGGCUUCUGCCUGUGAGGUGGAUGGCACCUGAAUCCCUGAAAGAUGGUGUCUUCACUUCCCACUCAGACUGCUGGUCGUUUGGAGUAGUUCUAUGGGAGAUCAGCAGCUUAGCGGAGCAGCCGUACCAAGGACUAUCCAAUGAACAGGUGCUCAAGUUUGUUAUGGAUGGGGGAUACCUGGAUCGUCCGGACAACUGUCCUGAGAGACUUCACAACCUGAUGCACAUGUGCUGGCAGUAUAACCCGAAGAUGAGGCCCACUUUCUUGGAGAUCAUUGAGAUGCUCAAGGAUGACCUUCAUCCCAGCUAUCAGGAAGUGUCUUUCUUCUACAGUGAUGAGAACAAGCCUCCAGAAAGCGAGGAAUUAGACAUGGACUUUGAGAACAUGGAGAGCAUUCCUCUGGACCCCUCCUCAUCCUCACAAAGGAACGAUAGUUUGGGAAAGGACAACGGACCCUCAGUGGGGCUGCAGGGAAAUUAUGAGGAGCACGUGCCUUAUGCACACAUGAACGGUGGCAAGAAGAAUGGCCGCAUUUUAUCCCUGCCCAGGUCGGGCCCCUCUUAACAUCCCCUGCUGCUCCUGGGGGCCAUGUUUCUAUUGAUUUCUUUCUGAAAAAAAAAAAAAAAAGCCCUUGGGCUGAUCUCAGGACAGGACUGUGCCUCUCAAAUGGGCGCUGCAAGAUGCAGGAAGAGAAAGAGAAGGGCUCACAAACCAUUCUUCACCUCUCUUUCUUCUUUAUUUUCCUUGUUGCCAAGUGUUCUGAAUCAUAGCCACCAAGAUGGGGAGGCGGAGCUGGUGGCACCCAGGUUUCCUUACAGUUACGCCACCAUAGUUGAAAGGAAUGACUGCUGCUGAGCUCCACAAUGCCAUGGCUGAAGGAUUUACAUUUCACACACACAGAUAGGACAGUUCCACUGAUUGACCAAUAGCUGCUGCUCUAAGCACAUCUUCUAGAUUUUGUACAUAGUGGAUAUGUGACUGGGGUGUUGUUUUGGGGAUUAUGAAUCCUGAAAACCGCAGGGGAGCCCGCCUGUAGAGGAAUGACACAAUGCGGGAUUGCCUCACGUUGGUGACAGGAGCCCACUUGUAUUCUUCCCUUUUGAAGGAGGAGGCAGGGCACAAUUCUAGAUGCACCAGCUUUAUGGUGAGUGCUGGGGAGGGAGAUGAUGGGCAAAUGGGUUGGUAGGCCUCCUCUCAAUUAUAGCAUUGCUGUCUCUGGCUAACUUAAAAUUUGUGCAGAUUCACUAGUGGACGCCUGUACUGGGAGGGUGGUGGAGAGAUGGGUGUCAUUAGAGUGGGGAAAGGAUGGCAGCAAGGUGCCAUUUUUCGGGCUGCUUGGCCAAAAAGCAGACAAUUUGAGUCCAUGUAAUCUUUUGAAAGGUUCAGCAGGCACACGCGUGUCCACAGCUCCGAUGCAGUGCUGUUUCUGACCCUUCUUCAUGAGGAAUCUGGCAGCAGUGGAUUCCUGUUUGAGCAGCGGCGGUGACGUCGAGGCCACCAUUACACAAUCGCUACCAGUUUUUUUGGAUUUUUUUUUUUUUUUUUAUCUUCUUUGUAAAUAUUGUGAAAUAAUUUUAUUGUCCAGCACAGAGUUUUAAGGCAAAGAAAAAUGCUGUUUAUGUUGGUUGAUGUCCUUCGUGACUCACACUACAGUAGCAGAAAAAAAAAAUGAAUUCUCACAAUUUUUUGUAAUUUAGGAGAUAAUCUUAUAUUUGAAAUGAAAAGCAGACGUUAAUAUUUUAUUUAUUUUUAAUACACUAGAAAUCACUGUACAAACCCAGCUUUCAUAUCUAGAACACGUGCUUUUUUUAUUGAUUGCAGGGCGGAACAGCGGGGCGCAAGAGAUGCUCGUCUGUUCUGCACAGUCUACCUCAGCGUGUUUUUUAGGAGAGGUGUGUGCUUGUGUGUGUGUGUGUGUGUGUGUAGAUCUCCAGAUGUAUUACAGUGUUUUUGAGUCCAAGCAGCCAGUCUCGAUGCCAGUCUCCCCCCUCCCCCCCGUUGCCCUACGUCUGGUCCUAAUUUGCUGCUGUCCUGUGCGUUCAGCCUUUGCAGAUUGUGGGCGCUGUUUAUAAAGCAUUAGUGCUGCUCCAACUCCUGGGCUGUCUCGUAUUAAACAGGUGCCAUGUUUGAUGUACUGGGUACAGAAAACGGGCCAGCACCUCCUCUCAUCUGUUGGCCUGACACAUCCCAGCAUCUUACCACAGUGUUCUUUGAAGUGAAAUGGAGCCAAAGGGUCCGCUUAGACACGGCUGUGCUUCCUGAGGAGCAGGCAAGUGAUGAGCCCACAUGGCAUUUGUACUGGCAGCACCCUCGCAUGGCCAAACUGUAUUGUUGUAGCCAGGUGUUCAGUGACGGACAUGGAAUGGCUUGGGGAGGCACAGAGUAGCUCCUCUCUUUGUGGAGAAGGUGAGUUUUUUUUUCAGUAUUUUAGGGCUGCAGUCCAUAUGGCAUGCCCACCUCACCCUGACGCAGAUAGGAUAGUUUGGCUGCUCUGCAAAUUGAGGAUAGCAGGCUACCAAGACCUCCACAGUAGGUGUUUGAUACUCGAGGUGGUACCCCGGAGAAUGCAGGUACGCAAGAUCAUCCAAAGCGCCUGGGAGACAUCAUUGCUUUGCCAGCCACAGGCUGAGAGAUGACUCGUGUCCAAGUGAUGACGCUGACUGGACCCCAGUUAGGCGGUGUUGUCUCUCAGUGUCCUGUCUUUCUCAGAGUGUCAGGAAGGUGGGUUUGGAGGUGGGGGGAGGACUGGAUUUGGUCAAGAUUUGGCUUCAUAACGCUUAAGAUAUUAUGGGAUGGAUGAGUUUCACAGCUCCAUCUGGAAACAGGUGUGCAGGUCCCUGUAUUUAGGGUGAAAGCUCAUUACUGUUGCUCAUCCCAUUCUCUGUCCUGUUUUUUGUUUUUUUCCUCUCUUCUUAAUUGCUGCUUCUCUUUCCCACAAUGCUGUGCAGUCCCACAGGAUACCUCUUGUUUAAUUGUAAAAAAAAAUAAUAAAAUAAUAUUAAAGAUCAAAUGUGCCAUGAUUUAUUGAAGCUUGACAAUUUAUUUUUUCAACAUUUCUCAAGCAGAGCCAAGCAGUGACAUGUACAAAUGUUAAAAUAUGAAAAUAAAAAUUGCUGUGUGUAAAUUAUUCAACAAUUAACUGUUUAUAUUAAAAUUAUGAAUAAAAUUGUAAGAGUA